AUGGCCUCCAGUUCCAAGUCUAAGCCGCUAACCGAUCACAAAGAAGAAGAUCAAGCAGCGAAAAAAUCAGAGAAAAAGCAGCUGCCAUCGCAAGCGAGAUACAUAGCUUUUCUGGUUCUAGCCAUAAUUGUGGUGAUGAGUCUAGCCAUGGGGAUAAUUUGGGCAGUGGUCAAACCCAAACGUCCAAAGAUUGUUGUUGAAAAUGGUUAUUUUAUAAAUAGCACCAUUUCUCAUGGUAAUACUACUCUCUCUGGCUGGUUACUUUUUGAGGUUAAUUUCUAUAAUCCCAACAAAAAGGCCACCAUUUACUAUGACACCUUGAAUGCUUCUUCAAGUUUUAGUGAUACAACAAAGAACGUUGAGAGUCUAAACGCUGGCUUUAAUACAACUCCUCACGGUUCCUGUGCCAUAAAUUACAGUUACAAAGCUGAUUUCUGGUCCAUGUAUGGUCAUAUGCCAAAGUACCGAAGUCACGGCCAUAUCAUACAAAGUAUUUUGUUCUACGGAAAGAUAAGAUUUCGGUUUGGAAAUUGGAAGUCUCAACCUCGCGCUAUCAAGGUUUACUGUUCCAAUUUGGUGGUGUUCACUCGUCACACUUUUAAACCCACUCUCUGCACGGUUGAUUAUUAA
Molecule: messenger RNA, 630 nt
Organism: Ziziphus jujuba (common jujube)
Lineage: Eukaryota; Viridiplantae; Streptophyta; Magnoliopsida; Rosales; Rhamnaceae
Product: NDR1/HIN1-like protein 26
Exons: 1
Coding region: 1-630 (209 amino acids)
Source: RefSeq, a predicted model, not a curated record